Molecule: messenger RNA, 2099 nt
Organism: Myotis davidii
Lineage: Eukaryota; Metazoa; Chordata; Mammalia; Chiroptera; Vespertilionidae
Product: cytochrome P450 2U1
Exons: 5
Coding region: 110-1417 (435 amino acids)
Biological process (GO): xenobiotic metabolic process
Cellular component (GO): cytoplasm; intracellular membrane-bounded organelle
Molecular function (GO): heme binding; oxidoreductase activity, acting on paired donors, with incorporation or reduction of molecular oxygen, reduced flavin or flavoprotein as one donor, and incorporation of one atom of oxygen; iron ion binding
Source: RefSeq, a predicted model, not a curated record
CUUCGUGCUGCUGCCGCCCUUCCUCCGCGGGAGGAGCUGGGUCAAGUUCGGGAAGCGUAUCCCAGACCUAGACCCCUCCAAGCCGGCCGCGCAGGUGCUGCUGACCAAUAUGGCCCGAGUCUAUGGCAACAUCUAUAGCUUCUUCGUGGGCCCCUACCUGGUGGUCGUCCUCAACGACUUCCACAGCGUGCGCGAGGCGCUGGUGCAGCAGGCCGAGGCCUUCAGCGACCGUCCACGGAUGCCGCUGGUCUCUCGAGUGACCAAGGAGAAGGGGGUUGUAUUUGCACGUUACGGUCCAGUCUGGAGACAACAGAGGAAGUUCUCGCAUUCAACUCUUCGUCAUUUUGGCUUAGGAAAGCUUAGCUUGGAGCCCAAGAUUAUUGAGGAGUUCAAAUAUGUGAAGAAGGAAAUGCAAAAACAUGGAGGAGACCCCUUCGAUCCUUUCCCCAUUGUCCACAACGCCAUCUCCAAUAUCAUUUGCCUCAUGUGCUUUGGCCGACGCUUUGAUUACACCAAUAGUGAGUUUAGGAAAAUGCUUAAUUUUAUAUCACGAGGAUUAGAAGUCUGUCUGAACAGCCAGCUCCAACUGGUCAACGUAUGUUCCUGGCUUUAUUACCUUCCCUUUGGACCAUUUAAGGAAUUCAGAGUAAUUGAAAAUGAUAUUCUCAAUUUCCUUAAAAGAAUCAUCAAAGAACAUCGAGAGUCUCUGGACGUUGAGAACCCUCGGGACUACAUAGACAUGUACCUUCUCCACGUGGAUGAAGAGAAGAAAAAUAAUAGCAAUAGUAGUUUUGAUGAAGAUUACUUACUUUAUAUCAUCGGUGAUCUCUUCGUUGCGGGGACUGAUACCACGAGUAACUCUUUGCUUUGGUGCCUUCUGUAUAUGUCACUGAACCCUGACAUACAAGAAAAGGUCCAUGAAGAAAUUGAAAGGGUCAUUGGUGCUGACCGAGUCCCUUCCCUCACUGACAAGGCCCAGAUGCCCUACACAGAAGCCACCAUCAUGGAGGUGCAGAGGCUGACUAUGGUAGUGCCGCUUUCCAUUCCACAUAUGACCUCGGAGAAAACAGUGCUCCAAGGGUAUACUAUUCCUAAAGGCACAGUGAUAAUACCCAACUUGUGGGCAGUGCACAGAGAUCCAGCCAUUUGGGAGAAACCUGAUGAUUUCAACCCUAAUCGAUUUCUGGAUGAUCAAGGACAACUUAUUAAAAGAGAAACAUUUAUUCCUUUUGGGAUAGGGAAGCGGGUGUGUAUGGGAGAGCAGCUGGCAAAGAUGGAACUCUUCCUGACGUUUGUGAGCCUGAUGCAGAGUUUCACAUUCGCUUUACCUAAGGAUUCUCAGAAGCCCCUUCUGACGGGAAAAUACGGUCUAACUUUAGCCCCGCAUCCAUUUAAUAUAAUCAUUUCAAAGAGAUAAAGAACAUCUCUGAAAGGAGAUGGUGAACAGGGUGUAAAUACAUGUCUUUCUAAACACAUUCUUCUUUCUACACUUGACAGCGGAUCCAGCAACUUAGUGGAUCCAGGGGAGGCUCAGGUUGGAGACUAAAAAGAGGGUAGGACAUAUGGAAGCUUUCAUCUUGGGGCUCCUCAGCAGGAUACUUUUAGUAACGCUUGUCUGUGACUUAGGGAAUGGGACUAGAGGACUGGAUUGGGAAGCAGGAGAUUUGGAUUUUAUUCCCAGUGGCUUCUACCAGUGAGCAUUUCUUCUCAUCUCAGUGCCUUAGUCACUUCAUGUGGUAACAAAACUUGCCUUCUCUCUCUCAGCAUUAACGAAGGUCAAAUGCCCUGUAUCUUUCCUAGCAUCACCAAAACACUGUUAAGUUCCGAAGAACAAAUUUAGGAAUAGAAGGUUCCUAAACAUGAAAGUGGAGCUCAGACUUGAAUACUUUGUCAGAAAAGGAUGUGAGUUUAGGCUGAGUUAGAGCUUUUCUUGCCACAGAUCUUAUGCCAGUUGGGGGGUGGGGUGGGGUGCGGGUUGUUCUUGUUAAUCUUUUUAUGAUUUUAGUUUUUACUUUUUGUAGACAUGGGAGGAAGUGGAUGUUGAGGAAAGGUCAUAGUCUGAAUUUAUAUGUCUACCUUCCAUUUCAACUACAUAACAG